Messenger RNA from Sphaeroforma arctica JP610, 204 nucleotides. RefSeq lists its product as hypothetical. NCBI's taxonomy places the organism in Eukaryota, Ichthyosporea, Ichthyophonida. The coding region runs from base 1 to 204 and encodes 67 amino acids. The transcript has 2 exons. The record is from RefSeq and is a predicted model, not a curated record.
AUGAAGCCGGCCAACGGCACAGACACAAAGGACUCGUUUGAAGAACUGGUACGCUGCAUGAUCGGCGGCAGUUGGAGUCAUAUACUGGACGCACUCAGCAUCGUACUACACAAAAGCAGCGACGAGAAAAAUGGACAAGCGAGUGCUAAUGGGUGUGUCGCCGAUGUUUGUCGGGGUAUUGAAUUGCGAGACGUUGUGGUAUAG